This is a messenger RNA of Ceutorhynchus assimilis (cabbage seed weevil), 692 nucleotides long. The record is from the annotation of a GenBank genome assembly. NCBI's taxonomy places the organism in Eukaryota, Metazoa, Arthropoda, Insecta, Coleoptera, Curculionidae.
AAUGGAUUAAAAUAGGAAUAAUAUAAUCAUUAUCUUAUUAGUAUAUUUGUUUAUGCCUUAAUAUGGGUACUUAUAUUUCAAAUGGAUAUGGCAAUUUUUAGUUAAAAUGCCCGAAGUUUCAAGAAACUCUGUAAGGGAUUUAAUUAAAUGUUUCGAAGCUAUGAAGCACUCUGGCGAAACCUACAAAAGUAUAUUGAAUAUUCCACGCAUCAUAGUAGACGAUUUCGACUCAUCGAACAAAGAACCGAAAAGGCAAAAUAGCCAUUCAACAGGACCGACGCCUAGAAUUUAUACCAGAUCCUAUUCAGAUGCGUCAAUCAAAAAAAUGCUGGAGGAAGCCGAGCACAGGAAACACGAAUUUUGGAAAUUGCUCGACGAACACAAUGCCGUUAUAGAAAAUCUCAAGAGAAUAGAGAAACUCGAGCAUAAAAUUAUUUAAAUGGAUAAUUGUUUGUUUUGUUUAUUUCUUGUAUUCAACAAAAUGUUGUAUUUUAGCUUAUUAUUGUAUUGUAAAACUAGGUAAUUAUUAGUUGUUUGUAUUUCUUUAUUGUAAGUCUGAUAUUCAUUAAGUUAUUGGGACAUAAACAAUUAUUAUAGAAGUUUUUAAGCAAUAAUUUCUAUGAGGCACAAUUGUAUGUGCAAAAGAAGGAAAAUAUUUAAUUUUUUUAAUAAAAAUUUGCUAUAUGAAGGAU